This is a messenger RNA of Branchiostoma floridae (Florida lancelet), 2795 nucleotides long. RefSeq names its product peptidase M20 domain-containing protein 2-like. The record is from RefSeq and is a predicted model, not a curated record. The coding region runs from base 508 to 1947 and encodes 479 amino acids. Lineage: Eukaryota; Metazoa; Chordata; Leptocardii; Amphioxiformes; Branchiostomatidae. The transcript is spliced from 8 exons. Gene Ontology annotation, molecular function: dipeptidase activity.
GAGCUUACCCCAUCUCUAUUUUUAAACCCCUCUGACAUAGUGGUUUGAGCCUAAAGGGUCAAACCAAGGGCUCUGAUUAGGGAGUCUUUCUAAAGGCUAUCCUUAUAGGAAAUUAUUGCAAAUGAAUUUGAUGAGACUGGACACAGUAGGCUAUAAAUUGAGGGCAAGUUUGUAUGGCUAGAAUUUUGGAUUCUUGGGAUAACGACACAUUUGUUUCCUCCCUAUUACAUGGGGGGAAAAAAUCAAAUGUAAUUGUGCAAUCGCCCAAAUCCGGCUUGCCUCGUCACAUGACGUAACAUCGCCGCUAAUUGAUGUUUACAUUUUGAGUCUAGCAGUCGUCCGCUCGUAGCAAGGAUCGGACAUAAUUUAUAUGAGAUAUAACGUCCUUGCUCGUAGCAGUGGGGCCAGCCAGCAUUUUCCUGGGGAUAUUUCUCAUCCUCAUAGCCAUAGAUCGGGCUUUUCAACGUCAUUGAAGGUUUUAAAGGUCGAUCGACAAAUCCCAUAGUCAUGCAGAAAACCGGUGAAUGCCUGGCCAGCGAAAGCCCAUGGGGGUCAACUCACCUCCAAAAACCUUUGGAAAAGCCAGCUGCAAACCUUACCACCUGUGCAGCGCAAAGUGCACGUCUCGCAGUUAUGGAGAGUGUCGGCGACUGCUUGGCGAGCGAACGUCCAUGGGGAUCUCACCUCAACCCUCCCUUGGGAAAGCCAUCUGCUCCUUGUACAGAGAACGGUCCCGUUCUCGCACGACCUUUGAUCACAGUCGAUCGCAAACCUCCAACGAUGGACGUUCAACAGAUCAAGGAAAAAUCCAGUUCCGCGAUCCAAUCCCGCUCGGAAGAACUCUGGGAUCUGAGCCAAGAGAUCUGGAAGAAUCCCGAACUCGCCUUUAAGGAACAUUACGCGCACAAAGUCUUGACAGACUUCUUGGAGAAACAAGGGUUCCGUGUGGACAGACACUACAAGUUGGAGACGGCGUUCAGGGCGGUGUGUGGGGAGGAGGGAGGGGUGCACGUGUGUGUGAUAUGUGAGUAUGACGCCUUGCCUGGGAUUGGACAUGGCUGCGGACACAACUUGAUCGCAGAAGUGGGCGUGGCGGCCGGGAUCGCGAUCAAAGAAGUGAUCCAAGACUUUCCACAACCCGUUAAGGUGACAGUGCUCGGGACACCUGCGGAGGAACAAGGCGGCGGAAAGAACAUCCUUAUUGACCAUGGCUGUUUCAAGGACGUCGACUUCGCCAUGAUGGCGCAUCCAGAUAUCUGCAGUAUCGCCAGGUGGCGCUGUCUCGCGAGAGUCAGGUACCCGCUACGCCGGUUGCUCGUAUCUUCGUUACUACUUUCUUUACGUCAAUUGUAUUCCUCGUACAGUAUGACUUAUAUAUUUCAAACGCGUGCCGUCCUUACAGGUAUCAUACUUGACGGCGGAAUCCAUCCCGACGUCAUUCCUUCAGAGACGAAGCUGGAGUUUCAGUUGCGCGCCCCCUUGCGGUCGGACCUGGACGGGCUGGAGGAACAGGUGGUGGCGUGUUUUAAAGCCGCAGCCACCGCGACAGGAUGUGAGCUGGAAUACAAGUUCAACAAAGGUCCGGAGUACUAUCUCAACGUGCUACAGAACGAUACCCUCAUCUCGCGUUACGAGGAAAACUCGCGAGACUUGGGGGUGGAAUUCUGCACCGACCGGAAGGUGUUUGCCGGAGAGAUGUUCUCGGGAUCUACCGACAUGGGGAACGUGUCACACGUCGUGCCAAGCAUUCACCCCGAGUUCUCUAUCGGAGAUACUGCUGCUACACACUCUGCACUCUUCACAAAAGUUGCAGGCGCUCCUGAGGCCCAGCCCUACACUCUGACCCAGGGCAAGGUGCUGGCGAGGAUAGCCAUAGAUGUCAUCUGUCAACCUCAACUCUUUAAGAAAAUGAAAGAAGACUUCAAACACGAUAUCGCCAAUACGUAGUGCCAUGCAUGUACCUUUGUCGUGUCAACUUGAAGAUAAAUUUCUUCCAGCGCAACCACGUACAAAAGCCUUCGUCUUAAACUAGAAAUGCCAAUAGCCAACGGACGUAAAGCCACUCUCUUAUUGGUUGGAUCGAUAAUUGCCAUGCUAUUAUUGGCUGAACUGGUAAUUGUGAUGGACAGUUAUGAUUGGUCUAUAUUUAUGUCCCACAUGCUAGCGCUUCGACGACUUGUGAGCUGCUAUCAACUGAUUGUAGACAAGUGAACUGUUCUAACGCCCACCGCUAGGUGGCAUUGCUGCAGUGUAUUAAUAAUAUUGCGGUGCCAAACGUAACCGCUUCAUUCUGCCAUAACCUGUUACAGACUGGAUGUGACCUCCCGUUUUAGGGAACCUUUGAGAAAAUGUAUUGUCCUUCCUUGAGAAGUUAAAAGAACAUUGACCUCCAAUUUGGAGGAAAUUUUGAAAGCAUUUACCCCCGUUUUAGGGGAAGUUGGAUUCAUUAUUUCCCCUUUUCUCACUACUAUUGCAAACAAAACUAGAUGCAUCGUCAUUAUUUACUUAUGUCAAGUGGGAUAAUCCAUUCCAGAACCAGGGGAUUGAAGGUAAAAUACUAGUAACUAUGAUUACAGUCAUCUAUGGAUGAAAUGUUAUAAUAAAUAUGUCGUAAUGACUAUGAUAACAGUCAUAUAUGGAUGAGAUGUUAUAAUGACUAUGUUAUAAUAAGUAUGAUAACAGCCCUAUAUGGAUCCGAUGAUAUGUUAUUUAUGGCAGGACUCAACACUUGACGUGAGUCCGUCACAGAUAUUCAGUGUACAAAUACUAAUAAACGUAUCUUCAUUUGAUAUACA